Prorocentrum cordatum is the source of this 2483-nucleotide messenger RNA. Lineage: Eukaryota; Dinophyceae; Prorocentrales; Prorocentraceae. The record is from the annotation of a GenBank genome assembly.
GCAAACUAGGGGGCAACCCCGAAAGGAACGACCCGUUGACAGGGACAUGCGUGCGGCUAUUCCGGUAUCUCCUGACAGAUUAUUUGGAAGAGUUCGCGUCUGCUCUGCGACGUUACAUCGUGGAUCGGCUGGUCGUCGCCCCAGCCGACGACGUUGUCGACGACGUAGCGCGGGGAAAGGAAAGCAACCGAAGGCUCCAACAGCUGUACGGCAAGCGUGCCCUGCCAGACGAUGUGCUCGAGUUUUUCAAUACUGGCAUUGGCGCUUUCAGGACUGCUGCGCGCCCUGGGGCGAGCGAGGCGGAUAUCCGCCGCAGGGCGUACGAUCUCUUGUACAAGCACUUGUUCAAACUCGAGAGCAAGCCGAUCGUCACAAGGUUCUGGCUGUUCACGGACGCAGUGUUCACACUUCUUCGGUUCGUGUUGCUGGGGUUGCCAGCUGACAAAAUAUUUACGUUGAGCAUGACCAAGCCUCAAGAGGAGAAUCAAAAGCGUCUGACGUCUGUCAAGAAUUUCUUUUCCCAGGAGGACUGCGGCCGCCUGCUGCGCAAGGCGAGCUUGUGCUUGCGCCUGACGCAACACGCCACGUCGAUUACGGGGCAGACAAAGAAGAGCAUUGAGGAGCACCGAAAGCCUCUCCUGCUGCGGUUGGCGCAGGGGGACGUGCAAGCUGCCACUUCCCGCGACUUGCAGGUGAUGAUUCCCCUGCUGGGCCACGACCCGGCGUUAGAUAUUGCCGACGCGUUGUAUGGACUGCUGCUGACGCAGGGACACAUAGUGGCCCGCUUUAGCCAAUACGCAGAAUACCCUUUGCGUCUGUGGAAGAUCGUGCGCGAAUUCAACUCUGAGUUCUACAGCCUUAAUCUGGAGGUCACGCGAUUCCUUCUGCAGCCCGAGAGUCGUCUCGAUGCAGGUUUCUCGUUGCGCUUGCGGCGCGAGGCUCUGCGUGGCCGCUCGGAGGCCGAAGCUCAGUCGUGGCUGCUGUCAGACGCCAUCCAGACAGAGCUGAAAGACUUCUUCUUCGCCUGCGACGGCAACAGCCUGGACGCUGAGCGCGCCCACAGUGCAGUGAAGAGAAACGAGACGUCGCGCUCGAGCGGCCUGGCAAAGUGCAGUCGCAACGGCAUCCUGCAGAGGGUUCACGUCAACAGGCAGCGCACCGUCUGCGAGUCCAUCGAUGUCAUCAAGCAGGCCGAGAAGGAUAAGUUCAUGAACGCCCCGGCUCUGGCGAAACAGCGAGCCCCCGAACUCUUCAAGCGCCCCCGCGGGAAGCUGCACUGGGAGCGGGGCAUCACGGACGCCGAGGCCAGCGCGACUGUGCAGCCCGCAGACAAACAGCGGCAAAACGAGUACAUGCGGGAUCACGGCGAGGCGCUGAAGGCCGAGGCCGCCGAGGUGCGCAGGCGGGCGGAGGCAUUGCUCGCCCGUUUGCAGAACGAGGCCCCUGUCAUGCCUGUGACAAACUCGCAGUGGCUCCAGUGGCUCCAAGACAACGACUCUACCUUCCGCGAGCACCUGGCCAACGCGACAGCGCAGAGGAGGCCGCUGAACGCGCGAGUUGCGCCGUGGGCUGACGUGCCAGAUGGCCCGCGUCUGCUGCCCCAGCGCACGGUCGAAACGGGGUGUGCUUGGAGUCGCUUGCUUGCCUCGCAGCCUCCUGGAGUGUACUGCUUGGACACAGGAGACCAGAAGUGCACUUUCUUCGCUUUCUCUAUUUGGCAGGAAGCGUGGGCAAUCUUCCUUCCGAGGCAGGGCAGGUCGAUGACGCUCAACGUGAAGGCUGGCUUCGUCAGCGCAUUCGGGCCAGCCGUCGCGCUGCUGGAGGCACGCGGCGUGUCCGUGCGCAACGAAGGGUGUGAGUUGACUCGGCUCCGCGCGAGCGUCGUCAAAGUGUCCGCCGACGAGGUCGAGCUGCGGGUCGACGAGCAGGCGGCCGUCGAGCACCCGCCCGGCGCGGCUAAGGAUGAGCCCGAGGCGAAGGCUGGCGCCGAGGACGGCGACGACGACGAAGUGGUCUGGGCCAGUGACGCGAGCGACGUGGCCAGCGUGUGCUCCGACCCAGAGUCAGCCGCCGAAGACCUCGCCGAGGACACCUUCACAGUGUGGCGCAACUUGUACUUUACGCUACAGAACCACGAUGAUUACCCGAACGCGAAAAUCAAGAUCCUCUCGACCUGGUGCAAAGACGUGGACGACGGCGGAAUGGGCACUCGACAUAUGAGCAAGACAUUGAAGACGAAGCCGUACGACGGGGCCGCGGACAUCCCGGUGAACACAUACGCUUGCCUCCGAGCGUGGAUGAUAUGGCGCUUCCAGCAGCACGGAUUUGCGGCGGCGCACCCGAGCCGCGCCGAGUUCCUCGCGGCGGAGGUCGCCUCCCUCCGCAAGGAUAUCGAAGCGAUGGGGCACGGAGGGAGCACAGGGAAUGCAAAGGCAGAUUCCCUCGUGCGCAAAUGGGCGCGUGAUGCGAUUCCGAUCGCCUGA